Messenger RNA from Spirodela intermedia, 2675 nucleotides. The record is from the annotation of a GenBank genome assembly. Lineage: Eukaryota; Viridiplantae; Streptophyta; Magnoliopsida; Alismatales; Araceae.
AUGCUCACCAAGACCAACUACUCCAACUGGGCACUGCUCAUGAAGGUCAAGCUCAGAGCCCGGUUGCUCUGGACCGCCAUUGAGAAAGGGGGCGUCGAACCCCAUGAAAACAUGCAGGCGCUCGACGCGCUCUGCAGCGCCGUGCCGCCGGAAAUGUGGCCGGUGAUCGCGAACAAGGAGACGGCCAAGGAGGCCUGGGAGGCUAUCGCCACCAUGCGGAUCGGCGAUGACCGCGUAAAGAAGACGUCGGCUCAGAACUUGCGGCGGCAGUUCGACUCGGCGACGUUCAAGGAGGGAGAGUCUGUUGAGGACUACGCGCUGCGUCUCAACAGCAUGGCGUCGACUCUCACCACCCUCGGCGACAAGGUCAAAGAGACGCAGGUAGUGGAGACGAUAAUCCGCAGUGUUCCCCAGCGUUUCAGGCAGAUCGUGGUCGCGAUCACGAUGCUGCUCGACGUGUCGACGCUCACCGUCGUGGAUUUGACGGGUCGGCUCAAGGCGGCGGAGGAUGCCUUCGAGGAACCGCCGUCGGCUAUGCAACACGACGGCAAGCUGUACCUGACCGAGGAAGAGUGGGACGCACGGCGGAGGAAGCGUGAUGCUGAGAAAACUGGUGGUGGAGGUAGCAGCAGCGUGACGCCUCGUGGCAGACAUGGGCGCGGGCGCGGGCGCGACCGUGGCAGCGACAAGGGCUCGUCAUCAGGCGGCCUGACGGGCAACUCAGGCCGGCCCAGCGGUGAUGAGUGCAGGAGAUGCGGGAAGCUAGGCCACUGGGCCUGCGAGUGCCGCUCCAAGCCCAAGAAAGAGCAGGCCCACGUCGUCCAGAAUGAGGAGGAGGCCUCGCUCCUUUUCGUGAAGUCAACGACGGCCAUAUCGACGGCGCCGCCACCAACCUCCACUCCACCACGUUUUGCUGUGACUCCGCAGGCAAAGGAUCGGCUCCGGCGUGCAAGCCCACCGCCGCCGGGAGCAAAAGGGGUCCCCGUCAAUGGAGGGGCCGCCAAAGAAGAGAAGAAGCCAGGCGCCCAGACCCAGAUCCAUCUGCGGGAAGAGAAGGUGUUCGCCCACCUUGAAGAGGAGGAGAUGCGUGAUGAGGAGGCGUGGGUCGUGGACACGGGCGCCACGAACCACAUGUCGGGUCCCCGUACGGCUUUCACCGAGCUGGACACGGAGGUACUUGGGACGGUGCGGUUCGGCGACGACUCGGUGGCGCGGAUCGAAGGCCGGGGGGCAAUCGUGUUCCUGUACAAGAACGGCGAGCACCGGUCCUUCGCGGGGGUGCAUUACAUUCCCCGACUGACGACGAACAUCGUCAGCGUCGGCCAACUCGAUGAGGCCGGGUACCAUAUCGACAUCGAGAAGGGGGCGAUGAAGAUCCAUGAGCCAGGCGGACGGCUCCUGGCGAAGGUCAUGCGCGGAGAGAACCGGCUGUACAUUCUCCACGCCAAGCUAGUUCUGCAGGUGUGCCUGGAGGCGCGGGCAGUCGAAGAAGCUUGGAAAUGGCACGCGCGCCUCGGAUAUGUCAACAUGACCGCGCUGCGGAAGAUGGCUCGGGAGGAGCUGGUGCGCGGGUUGCCGGCAGUUGGUCAGGUGGACCAGCUGUGUGAGGCGUGUCUCGCUGGCAAGCAGAAGCGGUCGCCGUUCCCCGAGCAGGGAGAGUACCGGGUGUUCUGGAGCUGGUGCACAGCGACCUCUGUGGUCCGAUUGCGCCGGAAACGCCAAACGGCAGCAAGUACUUCCUGCUGCUCGUGGAUGAUCGAAGCCGGUACAUGUGGGUGGCCAUGCUGCCUUCAAAGGACCGUGCUGCGGUGGCCAUCAAGGAGAAAGAAGAUCAAGGCUCGGGCAGAAGGCGAGUCAGGACUGAAGCUGGGAGCGCUCCGUACUGAUCGGGGCGGCGAAUUCACCUCACAUGAGUUCGCGGAGUACUGCGCGGGAGAAGGUAUUCAUCGUCAACACACGGCGCCAUACAGCCCGCAGCAGAAUGGCAUCGUCGAGCGCAGGAACGGCACGGUGGUAGCAACCGCGAGGAGCAUGCUCAAGGCAAAGGGGCUGCCGGGCUGGUUUUGGGGUGAGGCAGUGACAACUGCUGUAUACAUCCUGAACCGGUGUCCGACGAAGAGCGUGGACGACAUGACGCCUUUCGAGGUAUGGCACGGGAAGAAGCCGGCGGUGCACCAUCUGAAGGUGUUCGGAUGCAUCGCCUACGUCCUGAACACGACACCGCAUCUCAAGAAGCAGCUGGAGGACCGCGGCCGCAAGAUGAUCUUCAUCGGCUACGAGUGCGGAUCAAAGGCCUACCGUGCCUACGAUCCCACCACGAGGCGUGUCCAUGUGACACGGGACGUGGUGUUCGACGAAAAUGCCCAGUGGGAUUGGGCAGCGGCGCGGAGCAGGGGGAUGUGGGCAGCCACGACGACAUGUUCACAUUGGAGUAUGCCGUCGGGAACCAGGUACCUCCGGAGCUCGAUGGCGCCAUCGAGGUACUUGAUGAUGAUGCGCCAGGACCGGAGCCGAUGUCGCCACCGUCCGUGCACUACAGUGGGGGAGCGGUGCCGAUUGAAGAUGGAGGAGAGGAGGUGGAGUUCGCCACUCCACCCAGUGUCCACAUCGACCACCUGGAUGCUAAUCACGAUGAUGCGCCACUCCGGUUCCGCAAGAUCGACAACAUCGUUUGA